Molecule: messenger RNA, 3158 nt
Organism: Bradysia coprophila
Lineage: Eukaryota; Metazoa; Arthropoda; Insecta; Diptera; Sciaridae
Biological process (GO): mRNA 3'-end processing; termination of RNA polymerase II transcription
Cellular component (GO): cytoplasm; mRNA cleavage factor complex
Molecular function (GO): RNA polymerase II complex binding; mRNA binding
Source: RefSeq, a predicted model, not a curated record
UUCAACGUCUUCAAACCAAUAAUUUGAAAUAUAUUGAAGAGCUGACUGUCUUUGCUAGACAAAACAUAGAUCAUGCAAAAGAAGUCGUAGACCGGAUCAUCGGUGCCAAGAACAACGGGCUAUUAAUUUUAUACGUUAUGGAUUCUAUUAUGAAAAGUGUCGGCGGAACAUAUGUUGCCUUGUUUACCAGAGUUUUAGUAAAUGUGUUCACGAAGAAGUUUCUAGCUGCUCUUGAUGAGCAAGGAGCCAGAAAAAAAAUGUUCGAUCUCCGUUUAACAUGGCACGGACUCAUCAUUCCUGUAAUACUAAGAACUUUAGACGUCGAAAUCAACAAAAUUGACCCUGCCUGGCCAAUCAUCGAGUCAAACAAGGCUGAAAAACCUGCUGUUGAAGAUAUUAACCCAAAGGCAGAGUCACCGAAUGUGAACAAAGCUUCGGUUGUAAUAGAUCCGGUGGUUUAUGUUAUAGACGACAGUGAUUCGUCGGAUGACGAAAUUGUGUUUGUGCGAGACAGUUCAGAUGAAUCGGAAGCACUUGGAUAUUCCAGCGAUUCAUCGGAAACAUCAUGCGAUUCGUUAGGCGAUUCAAACGAUGGAACGGAAUGUCUUUCGGAUGAAUGUAACAGUCACGAUUCAUCGUAUUCAUCGUCCGAGAUUACAUCAUCAUCAAAAACAAACAGCUCUGAAAAGGUGUUAAGCGGAAGGCCAAUUUAUCGAGAAAAAACUUCGUCAAAAGUUCAAGUUAAAAAAAACCUUGUAACCAGGAACGACUACAUACUUGUGUCUCAGGAAGAAUUGGAUCACAUCUUCGAUGAACAGAAUCAUAAAUUCAAGACUUUUACUUAUGUAAGCUAUUUUUCAAAGCAAAUGGAAAAAUAUGUGUCGUGUACACUGCGAUCAAUCGGAAGCAGACUCUGCAAGUCAACAUUUACUUGUAAGUUCAAGUGCAUGCAGUAUCAAAGUUGCAAGAGGAAGUACCAUUUGGUGUGCAAGCGAAGAGAAAAAAUUGACGGACUAUACGCCUUUCGCAUCCUAUUCACUAAAGACAAAAUUUGUCACACAAAAAAAAUAGCUCGUCAAUGCCGUGGUAUCGACCGUACAACUAUGAAGCGUAGACUAGCCAAGUCAACUGUAGACGAAUGCCGUGAAUAUAUGCUGUCCCGAAGCAACAAGCAAUUGCUGAAAAAAGGCAACCUACAAAAUGUAUACUCUACCGCAGUGUUAAGAAAAAUGAGAUCCGAAGAGCUUCGCAAAUCCGACUUACAUGAAGAGGCCAUUGCCGAGCUAGGCCGUUUCAAAACAUUGCAAGAGGAACAGGACACAAACCUUGGAACAAAGGAUCAGUACAUUCGUGGGGUUGGGAACAGUCCAUUUUUCGUUCACACCUAUAGUUACGAACAGCUACGAUUCGUACGGGACUUGCACAAGAAAAAUGGCUUACUUGGUCUGUUUUUCGAUGCAACAGGUCGAAUGGCUCAACAACCCAGGGAUAUCAAUAAAAAAACAUUAUACUACGCCGGAACCAUCCCAUUCAAAAUUCAGGACUGUGAUCAGGCAACUAUUGUGCCAGCAUUUGACGCACUCAUGUCGGAUCACGACAUUCCCGCUAUGAAAAGUCUACUAAGCAGCUACAAAGACAAAUUAAUUGAAGUAACGCACACAUGGCCAGUGUUUCAAUUUGUUGUGUCCGAUGGAAACUUUGCAGCGUUGCAUGCCAUAUGUGAAUCGUUCAACAACAUGGACUUGAUUAGUUACAUCAAUCUGAUUUUCGACAAAAUGCAUAGUGACGACCCUUCGUUUGACUUAGUGACGCAAAUAAAAUUGUGUUGUGCCCAUUUGAUGAAAAAUCAGGCCAACCUAGUGGCAAAAUUGUUCAGCACAGCGGACUCAGUCGUUAUAUAUAACGUAAAAUGCAUGAUAGCAGCAAUGUAUGACAAGAAUUGGACCGAAAUCUGCAAGUAUUGGAAACAUUUACAUGUUUUAUUCAGCAGUGAAUUCGAAAACAAGCACACGCGAGAGGCAUUGACUGCAAUUUCUUCCGAAAUAAGUGCAGGAAAUGAUCUGAACGGUGAAGCACUCGAUAUAGUUACAGAAAAAUUUCAGCAUCAAAAGUUCAAGAAGAGUGCUACUCUAUACGAACAAAGCAAAUUUUAUAUUGCUCUGAAACAGAUAGAAACGCCCAAGCUCAGCAAUACCAAAUCAAAACCUACCAAGAAAAAUCCAUACUUCAAUCCUGCCUUUGAAGAAAAAUUCUUAAAACGAUACGCCACAUUGUUGCCACUUUGGGUGAGCUGCACAAACAUCAAACGGCAGAGCAACAGUUACGUCGAAGGGUAUUUCAAAAUCAUUAAAGGUCGGCUGGACUUAAAACACACAAAGUUAGGACGAAUGCCUAUUAAAGCGAAACGCUUAUUGACUGAGAUUCAGUCAUACACUAAAGCCAAAUUAUCAGAAUAUUGGCUGAAAGUACCCAAAAGCAGAGCCACUGGUCGCAAAAUUGUUUGCAAGAAGCGUAAGCCGACGAUUAAAAAAGUGUAUAAAGCAAAUCGACCGACCAAAAUUCGAGAAAGUUCACCUGAGCUGGAGGACAGGGCUGUAGUAGAAUCUUGGAAUGCAAGACCGAGAAGGUAUGUAAAGUCUUAUUUCGAAAGUCUUUGCAAAAUAUCGACAGCCAAGAGGGCAAAGGCGACAACUGUCAAAUUAGUAUCCAGUAUUCCAAGAUCGGCCCGCACGAAACGUAAGCUAACUGAAAUGGUUCAAUCCGUAGCUACUUUGAGGGGUUCCCUUGUAAAACGUAACGCUAUGCCUCCUGUAAGAUCCAAUCAAGCAUCCACUUCCACAAUCGCUACAAGAAAUAAACGCAAGGCUCGUUCCUCGUCUCCCGCUAUAACGAAUAAAAAGCAGACUUCACAUGUUCAGCGUAAGGUUACAGCAAAUGAAGCACCCACGAUCGUGACAAGACAAAAACGUAAGGUUAAUCUCCUCACAUGAAACGUGUUAUGAAACGUAGUCACGUAGUCAAAAUUCUCCUGAAAGAUUAAAAAAAGUUGACAAAAAUAGGUUACUCCUAUUUGCUAUUAAUAGAAAGAUACUCUGUAGAGUAAAUUAUGUUUCUUAUGUAGAACAUUACGUGUGCUGUGCCCAAAAUUAAAAAGUAAA